Drosophila pseudoobscura is the source of this 2425-nucleotide messenger RNA. RefSeq names its product pickpocket 23 (gene ppk23). Gene Ontology annotation, cellular component: plasma membrane. Gene Ontology annotation, molecular function: ligand-gated sodium channel activity. Bases 367 to 2055 code for a protein of 562 amino acids. Gene Ontology annotation, biological process: sodium ion transmembrane transport. The transcript has 8 exons. Lineage: Eukaryota; Metazoa; Arthropoda; Insecta; Diptera; Drosophilidae. The record is from RefSeq and is a predicted model, not a curated record.
AGGGUAUAUAGGGUAUAGGUCAAUCUAUGUAGAUGGGUCAGUCACGAUUACUACCCCAUUUCGGGGGCACAAUCAGCGUCAUGCAACAUUACAGUGCCUAAACAAUGAAAGGCUUUUAGUGGCCCCCGCAAAAACCCCAAAAAGUAGACACUGCCACACACCCAGCCCGUUCGCACGCAGCCACUAAUGACCCACGCAUCGAUCCCGUUUUUUUUUUGUAUUUUCACUCCUUUGUGUGUGUGGGAUUUGUCCUUAGGUUAGUCCUUCAGGCAAGCUGACACGAGCCAGAGCUGCUCUGGUCGCUGGAUUAUUGGUGGACCAUUGACUGUGGCCUCGACCGGGGCGAGCAAUGUUUCUGAAACGAAAAUGCCGCAAGAGAAACGCGUCCACGAGUCCACCAGGCGGCAACGAGCCCUCGAGACUCUGGUCAUCUUCCGUCGGAGUCUCAUCUACCAGACGAAGGAAUUCUUCCAGAACUCCACCCUCCACGGCGUUCGCUACAUUGCCGAAACGGGUCGUCCCAUCGGUGAGAAGUUCAUGUGGUUCUGCUUCACAUCGAUUGGUGCCGUCACCGCUCUGGUCAUCAUCAUGAGCCUGUGGGAGAAGUUCCAAACGAAUCCGACCAUCACCGGUCUGGACACGGACUUUCACAACCAGAAUGUCGUCUUUCCCACAACAAUUGUCUGCCCAGAGGCGGCCUUCGAUCAUGAAAAGUCCUAUGCGGCGGUCUACAAAAGUUUGGCGAACUAUGACGAUACGCACGCACAGAUGUUUGCCCCAUUCUUAGAGCUACUCACAUCGCUCAACUUCGGCAACAUUCGCGACGCCAAGGUGCUGUCGGAGUCGAUACCCAAGGACCAACUGGAGGAGCACACCAUCAGGCAGUGGGCGUUCGAGGGCCACAUCAGUUGCGAGAAUACCUUCGUGUCGUGCAAGUAUCGCGACGAGGACAUACCCUGCUGCGAUCACUUCGAGCCCAUCUAUACGGAGCACGGCUUCUGCUAUGCCUUCAACAGUCGCUUCAAGUCCACGGCCACCGAAGACAUCAAGACGGGAGCCCCGCACGAUCUCUACGAGACGGACAAGAAGUGGGCCCUCUUCUUUGUGCCCAACAGCACCUCCAGGAUUUUCAUCUUUUCGAAUGAGGAGUACUUUGGAUCGGACUUCAAUGCACAGAUCGACUGGUCCGAGAGCCAGCUGGUGGAGGUGCGGAUCUCCAAGAAGAACACCUACACCACGGACGAUGCCCGCCAGCUGUCCAUCGGCCAGCGAAAGUGCAUCUUCAGCGAUGAGGUGAAGCUCAACUACUUUCCGGACGUGUACACGUUCUCCUCCUGCAUGAAGCAGUGCCGCAUGAACAAGGCCAUCAAGCUGUGCAAGUGCAAUCCACCCUUCUACAAGCCGAUAAACAACGUUCCCAUGUGCAUGGUCAAGGACUUUGACUGCCUCGACGAGUUCAAGGCGAAUAUUACCAACAUCAAGGACUGCCUGCAAUGCGAGCUCAGCUGCUCCAAGACUGUGUUCAACAUUGACAAGCUAAUCAAGAUAAUGGAUCGACCCGAGAGUACGGGAGUACUGGUCGAGUUCCUCACAUGGCCCAUCAUCCGCUACAAGCGUGAGGUUCUCUUCGGCUGGGUGGAUCUGCUGGUGUCCUUCGGGGGCAUUGCCAGUCUCUUCCUUGGCUUUUCGCUGCUAUCUGGCGUUGAGAUCAUUUACUACUUCACGCUGCGCGCCUGCUGCAUGGUCUACAAGAAUCGCCAAGAGCUAUAUGAGAUCGAGGAGCGGAUUCGUAAAGAGCCUCCCCCAUCGAUUGAUCUCCAGCUGCGGCUCAAGUCGCAUUCAACACUGAGGAUGGGCACCCCUCCCACCUCGGCGGUGCUGCAGGUGAAGCCCGUGGGGGAGGGAGGCGGAGGAUCUCAGCGAAAACACGAAAUGAGCUUUUAUAACCACACAAAGAAUUUGUAUCGCAGCCCCAAAGUUUUGCCCGAUCAUGGGUAUGGAUCCACCACCAUGAAAUCUUGGAAAGCGUCCGAUCAGGCACAGUAUAUUCCUUGAGUUUCGUGAAUUGAAAGCAAUCGAUAACAGCCUUCGAUGACAGCAAAGUAGUAUAUACCAAUCGAUAACAGCCUUCGAUAACAGCACAGUAGUAUUUUACUUGAGUUUCGGGAAUAUUUCGAAUCGAAAGACGUCGAUAACAGCCUUCGACGAUAGCUUGGUCGAUAACACCGAUUAACACUGGGUGGCAGAUAAUUGUAUUCCUUAAAUAUCGUACCGCCUGCCCAUUUAGGAGGAGGCGUCGCUGCGGAGUGUGAAUUUUGAAUUGCGGUCUUGCUUUUAAUUAAAUAUAUAUAUCAUAUAAAACUAUAUCAAAAUAAAUAACCAACAUACCAAUACGUACAGCACAGUAAUAAAGAACGUACAUACA